Messenger RNA from Frieseomelitta varia, 3160 nucleotides. It is a transcript of the gene Lac, whose product is annotated as lachesin. The record is from RefSeq and is a predicted model, not a curated record. Gene Ontology annotation, cellular component: neuron projection. The transcript is spliced from 6 exons. NCBI's taxonomy places the organism in Eukaryota, Metazoa, Arthropoda, Insecta, Hymenoptera, Apidae. The coding region runs from base 100 to 1203 and encodes 367 amino acids.
AGGAUGUAGCGUCAUUCGCCAUAUUUAUUUUCGAUUAACAGACACCUGUGAGUUUCAAGUAUACUCCCUUUCCAUUAUAAUAUACUUGCGCUCUUUGACAUGUACGGCAUGAUGAAGACUUUUUAUAUAUUUUUGACGCUCGCUUUUUUAUAUACAGUUAAGAGUCAACGUACACCAACGAUAUCUUACAUUUCCCAAGAGCAAAUUAAAGAUAUUGGUGAAACUGUAGAAUUUCGAUGUUCAGUUUUAUAUGCACCUGACUUUCCAGUUGUAUGGACAAAAAUUAAUAAAAAUGUUGCCAAUGACCAAUUACCACUUUCGCAUGGUAGUACUUUAAUUAUAAGAGAUACUAGAUUUGCACUCAAGUAUGAUGACGCCUUAUCUACCUUUAGAUUACAGAUAAAAGAUAUUCAAGAGACUGAUGCUGGAUUUUAUCAGUGUAAAAUUUUGAUAUCUUUGAAUAAUUAUGUAUCUGCAAAUGUCGAACUGCAAGUUCGUAGACCACCUAUUAUCAGUGACAAUUCAACCAGAACUCUGAUUGUUACCGAGGGACAGCCUGUGCAACUUGAAUGUUAUGCAGGUGGUUUUCCUACACCUAGAAUCUCAUGGCGUAGAGAAAAUAAUGCCAUUUUACCAACAGGUGGAUCAAUUUAUCGUGGCAAUACAUUGAAAAUUCCUGCAAUUCGUAAAGAAGAUCGUGGAACAUAUUAUUGUGUAGCUGAAAAUGGAGUAGGACGUGGAGCUAGACGUAAUAUUAAUGUUGAAGUUGAAUUUGCACCUGUAAUUACAGCACCCAGGCCACGCCUUGGUCAAGCUUUACAAUAUGACAUGGAUUUAGAAUGUCAUGUAGAAGCUUAUCCUCCACCAGCUAUUGUUUGGUUAAAAGAUAAUGUUCAAUUAUCUAAUAAUCAGCAUUAUAGCAUAUCACAUUUUGCAACUGCAGAUCAAUAUACAGAUACAACAAUUAGAGUGAUCACAAUUGAAAAAAGACAAUAUGGAGAAUAUGUGUGCAGAGCAGCUAAUAAAUUAGGAACUGCAGAAACAAAAGUUGAAUUAUUUGAAACUACUGUCCCUGUGUGUCCGCCAGCUUGUGGCCAAGCCCUUUAUUAUGGGACUGGAGUAGUACCAGUUUCUUCAGGGCCUUUGGUAGUCUUAGUUUUAUUUAUUACAAUUGUUAUGAGAAAUUUCUACGCCAAAUAUUAAUUAUCCAGGACUUCAAUGGGCGGCAGCGAAUCAAUGCAACUUAUCGAAAUGGUUGCUGAUAGUACUAUGGUUCAUCAUUCUUAAUAGAUAUUAGAAACAUUAUUAUACAAUAACUUUAGGGGCCUAAUUUGUUUUUAAUUUCUAUUAGAUGAUUAUUUUUGUAGUUAUUUACAAAUGAAAUUGAAUAAUUAUUAGUGAAUAUAAUAAAAGUUUUAGGGGCCAACAAUAUAGUAGAUGUUGGCAGGAUACAACUAACAUUCCAGAGAAAUACAUAGUGAUACAAAAUGAAAAAAAUGUAAUGAUAUUACCAAUAGUUUGAGAUUUUUAUAUAUAUAUAUAUAUAUAUAGCCUUUUUUCAUAUAUCAGUAUAACUGAUAAACACAAAGAAGUGAUUGAUAAUGAUGUUAUGAACAUAUAUCGGCCUUUGACAUAGUUUGUAGUAAAAGUUCAAGAAUACAUUCAUACAAUUUAACACAUUCGAGACUGCCAUAUUUUGACAAGAUCAUCCUUAAUGGCAGUUAAUAUUUCUGAAGUUAUAAUAAAGAAUGAAAGAAAUUUAGUAAGAGUAAAACAAACAUAUUUCAAGACCAUAUCUUUUUAAGAAACAUCAUGACUCACAUAAUGAGUCACGUUUAUUAAAAUCAUUUUCAUACUAUAUAGAUGAUUUAGAUCACUACGUAAGUCAUAUGUAUGAAACAGUUAAUAUCCCAGAAAAAUGAGCACAGCUAAUAUAGAUAAUAACGAAAUUAUGAACAUAAAUAUUGCUACUCUUGUUUUAUUUUUAUGAGAACAAAAGGAUCUACAACAAAAUAACUGCUAAAACACAUGUAAUAUAAAAAAAUUAUCUGUAAUUAUUAUACUUAUAAUAAAUUUGUAUAAUAUUACUUAAGACAUAUCGUUCAAAUAUAAAUUUCAUUUAUCUUUAUAAUAUUAUACAGUACAAGUAUGUUGCAUGAUUAAUUAUUAUAACUAAUCACCUGUAUCUUUUUCCUUUUCUAUUUUAUUCUUUAUGCUUUUUAGUAACAUUUCAGAUAUAGUAUUGUGUUCAUAGCAUUUUUGUUCAAGAUAUAAAAUUUUUACUUUCGUCAUUACUUCUUAAUAUGUUAACAGAUCUGGUUGUGGAUUAUUUUAUGUCUUUUACUCAGUUUGAAAGUAAAGGCAUUUUAUAAGUUUUUAAGCUUUUCUAACAGAACAUUAACUAAACGUAUUAAACUGGUUUGAUCUAAUUUUGAUCUCGAAUGUGUUAAAACAUUUGUUAAUGCUCUAUUUAGAGCAUUAUGUAGAAUUCAAAGUAACAAUACUCUAUAGUUGCCUUGUUACACAAUGUUUGGUAACAAAAAAAGAAAUUAUUAUAAUGUUAAUACCUUCGUGAUACAAAACAUGUAAAAAUUUGUUUUAGAUCUAGAUCAACAAUUGUAUAUUGUAGAUGAAGCUAUUUAUAAUCAUAACUAGGGUAUUUAUGUUAACAAAUGUAUAAAGACUGCAUACUCAUAACAGGGAUCGAUUUCGCCUUUGGACAAACUUAAGGUAUUUUUAAUGUUCCUCGGAACUGCGGUCGUCCCAAAAAUGUUGGUGUUGGAUCUUGUUUUCGCUUUCGCCAACCAUAAGAGUUGGAAAAUUUAUGAACUUUCUUCCAAAUUCUCCAAUAGGACAAGAUAAUCUAUUUCGAAAUUUAUACAUGAAAAAAUGAAGAUUGAAAGAAAGCAUUUGUAUUUGCGAGAAACGAGAAUUUUUAUUAGUGCCGGAGCAAACUAUCAGUAAUUUACAUGUCUGAGGAGAUGAUACGAAGGAUAAAGGGAAAUAAGAACAAGAAUGUCACAAAACAACUUCAUUGGGGAAAUUACAGUUUGGAUACUUUAGUUACUAUCUCUAAGAAAACAAAGUUUAAUGCAUUUAACUAGGCAUUUAACAAAAGAUGGGCCAGCAACAAAAUGCGCUGCAUAUAAUAAAAUCAUUA